GUGUGACGUGUUGGCCGCUGCAGAACCGGAUGUUGGUGCGUCUCCGGUUCAGGUUUCAGAUGCCAGUGGAACCGAGCGGAGGAUAAAGUCUUCGUUAACUAACUAACUAGCGUUAUCUGACGCCGAGUCGGCGAGGCGAUGCUGCGGCGGCUUCUCGCAGCGGCGCUGCUGUCUGCGGCCGCCGGCUUCUACCUGCCGGGACUCGCUCCCGUGAGCUUCUGUGAGCCCGGAAAGAACCAAGUUCCAGACUGCAAGUCGACCAUCGAGCUGUUUGUGAACCGGUUGGACUCCGUGGAGUCGGUUCUGCCGUAUGAGUACACUGCGUUCGACUUUUGCUCAAAAGACACAAAGAAUCGUCCAUCGGAGAAUCUGGGCCAGGUUCUUUUUGGGGAGAGGAUUGAGUCGUCCCCAUACAAGUUUGAGUUUAAGAAGCCUGUGGCGUGUGAGAAGGUGUGCACGCAGACCUACGACACCAGCAAGCCAUCGGACAAAGCCAAGCUGGACUUCCUCAAGAAAGGCAUGUUACUCAACUACCAGCAUCACUGGAUUGUGGAUAACAUGCCGGUCACUUGGUGCUACGAUGUUGAAGACGGACAGAAGUUCUGCAAUCCUGGUUUCCCCAUCGGCUGUUUCGUCACAGAAGCAGGUCGGCCCAAAGACGCCUGCGUGGUCAACUCUAACUUUAAUGAAAAGGAUGCUUUUUACAUCUUUAACCACGUGGACAUCACCAUCCAUUACCACAUCGUAGAGCAUGAGCAGCUGGGAGCUCGACUCGUUGCUGCCAAGAUUGAACCCAAAAGCUUUGAGGGCCCCGGUGAAGAUGGCCAGGCUUGCUCUGGGGGGCCCAAGUUCCUGAGAAACAAACACUCUGGAGUGUUUGAGAUUCCAUACACCUACUCGGUCAACUUUGUGGAGGACAAGAAUAUCCGUUGGGCAUCUAGAUGGGACUACAUCCUGGAGUCAAUGCCUCACACCAACAUCCAGUGGUUCAGCAUAAUGAACUCCUUGGUGAUUGUGUUGUUCCUGUCUGGAAUGGUAGCAAUGAUCCUGCUGAGGACUCUGCAUAAAGACAUCGCCCGGUACAAUCAGAUGGACUCUGUGGUGAGUACAUGUGCAACGCUGCCAGGCGGGACGCACCGAGGGCCACCAGGGGCUCCUGUUCUCAUAGGCUCUGCUCUCCAGGAGGACGCUCAGGAGGAGUUUGGGUGGAAGUUGGUCCAUGGAGACGUCUUCCGACCUCCAAGAAAGGGAAUGCUGCUGUCAGUGUUCCUCGGCUCUGGAACCCAGAUCUUCAUUAUGACCUUCGUCACCCUUUUCUUUGCCUGUCUGGGGUUCCUCUCCCCUGCGAACCGCGGGGCUCUGAUGACGUGUGCCGUGGUGCUCUGGGUUCUUCUGGGCGCUCCUGCUGGAUACGUGGCUGCUCGCCUCUACCGAUCUUUCGGAGGAGAGAAGUGGAAGACCAACGUUCUGCUGACGGCCUUCCUCUGCCCCGGGGUGGUGUUUGCAGACUUCUUUGUGAUGAACCUGAUCCUGUGGGGUGAAGGCUCCUCAGCCGCCAUGCCGUUCGGGACCCUGGUAGCCAUACUGGCUCUUUGGUUCUGUAUCUCGGUGCCGCUCACCUUCAUAGGGGCUUACUUUGGCUUCAAGAAGGCAGGGAUUGAGCACCCAGUGCGGACCAAUCAGAUUCCUCGCCAGGUGCCGGAGCAGUCCUUCUACACGAAGCCCCUGCCUGGCAUCGUCAUGGGGGGAAUUCUGCCUUUUGGGUGUAUAUUUAUCCAGCUGUUCUUCAUAUUGAACUCCAUCUGGUCCCAUCAGAUGUACUACAUGUUCGGCUUCCUUUUCCUCGUCUUCAUCAUCUUGGUCAUCACCUGCUCCGAGGCCACCAUCCUGCUUUGCUACUUCCACUUAUGUGCCGAGGACUACCAUUGGCAGUGGCGUUCCUUCCUCACCAGCGGCUUCACUGCGCUCUAUUUCCUCGUCUACGCCAUUCAUUACUUUUUCUCCAAGCUGCAAAUCACUGGACUGGCCAGCACCAUCCUGUACUUCGGGUACACCAUGAUCAUGGCUCUCAUCUUUUUCUUAUUCACAGGUUCAAUCGGCUUCUUCGCCUGUUUCUGGUUUGUUACCAAGAUCUACAGUGUGGUCAAAGUGGACUGAAGGAUCCAAACUGUCAACAGUCCACCGGCUGCGAAUUGGUUUUCUCCCAUAAACCUGCGGAACUGAACCGUGUGAACAGUGAACCAUCGCCGCCUCAUUUCCUCAGAGAGAACGCUGGACUAUGAUGUUUGCAUGUGAGUGGGCUGUCGUACGUAGAGCAUCUAUCUGCUUCCUGCAGCCACACGGCAUGGCAGCCUUCCGAAUCUGUUUCACGAUCCAUGGACUGUUUCACAAUGUAUUUGGUGAUUGUAGCCAAAUGAGUAUGUGAAGGUCUGCUUCUUAACUUUACUUUUUUUGGAUGUUGUGUUAAAAUGUGCCCCAAUAUGUGUUUGCAUCCACAUAUAAACACAGAAAGGGUUCAGAAGGGCUCCUCAGACUGUUUGCUGAUCCGUUGUCCUUUCGGGGAGGUGCAGGCUCUUGUCCUGUUGCCACCUUGUUUCUAAUGGAGGAGUCCAUGUGAGGUUUCUAAAAAGAUCUCGGCCUUGUUUCCUCUCCUGAGCUCACUAAACUCGACAUCCUAGCGAUGCAGCACAAACCCGACGUGUUACCGACACAUUUAUGCUCAGGAUCCACUCAGUAGAAAUACAGCAGAGCACAAGUUUAAAAUGAAUAUUCCAGUUAGUGUUAGGGGAUUUUAAUAUAGCAGUCCAAUUUGAAACGUAAAAAAAUCUAUUUAGUUUUUCCAACAGUAUGCACAUAUGAAUGGUAAAUAAACCCAUUAUGAAUAUGAGGAAACCAAUAUGUGACAUUUUGUUUUAAAGUACUGGACCAUGUAGUAACUGGGUUUGACUCACUGAAAAAGAAAUUCACAACCACGUGCAACCAACUAAUAAUUAAUAUAUAUUCUGGGCCGUCAUUGAAGUUCUAAAGACCAGAUGGAAGAGGCGGAAUGUGGGGAUGAACCUCCACGUUACGGCCCGAAGGCAGGAAACAACCUGGACGUCGGACCAACAAGGUGUCGCUCACUCGUUCACUGGAAUUGGAGGCUUUACGUUGAGCUGUUCUAUAUAAAGAAAAGCAUGUAUUAAUUCAUUCACUAGUGUUUGUUUCUAAUUACCUGCCAUAAAACGUUUUAAUGGACGAAAUAAUCACAGUCAAGGUUUCCAAGAUGCCGUUCUUUUCAGAAUUAAGAGUUGGACAUUGAUCAAGACUACAAUUCUGCCAUUAUGCGAGUAUGGAUCCAUUGGGACGGUCUGCGUUUCGCUGAGCGAGAGAACAAGCUGCCCGAGUAUUGUUGACCUGGAGAUUUCAUCUACCCGCAUUAUAAAUCUCUUUAAAGGAA
Messenger RNA from Gasterosteus aculeatus aculeatus (three-spined stickleback), 3439 nucleotides. It is a transcript of the gene tm9sf2, whose product is annotated as transmembrane 9 superfamily member 2. Gene Ontology annotation, cellular component: membrane. The record is from RefSeq and is a predicted model, not a curated record. Gene Ontology annotation, biological process: protein localization to membrane. Lineage: Eukaryota; Metazoa; Chordata; Actinopteri; Perciformes; Gasterosteidae.